GCUUCAUCAUGCCAUUGUAUUUUCUAAUUUGAGGCUUUGGCUUCGUACAGCUCUUCCCCAGGUCUUACACUUACAGUGGUAGGAGGAACACAUUUACCUUUAAAAAAUUUUCCGGGUAGGCAUUUCUCUACUGUCUUAAGGCUGUGUCUGAUUAAACCUGUUUCUUUGUGUUUAGCUCGGUGCUCAAUAAAAUCCUUUUUUUUCCCUCCAUAUUUUUCAUGUUUUAACUUAAAAUUAAAGCUGUUCGUCGCCCAGGGAGCAUCGCAUUUAUUUCUAAGGGAACCCCCACGCUUCCUACGGUAGGCUGGUAAGGCAAAAUCUGUUUCUCAACGCAGGACUUCCAAUGCUAGGGUGCGAUGGCCCCGAAUGUCCUGACCAUGUGCCGCAACAGAUGCUGUUGUUUCAUGAAGCGACCUUCUUUCAGGAGAACUAAUUCAGAAAAUCUCCCUAACAAUUUUUGCCAGCUACCUAUGUAAACUUAUUUUUACAACCUGUGUCACCAACCUAACUUUUCAAUUCGAAGCUUCUAGACAGAAGCUGGUUAUCAUUUAUCAAUUAUUUUUGUAGCCUUUGAGCAGAUGAAUUGUACAAGAGUAAUUAAACGAGCUCUCUUAAAUCAAUACGCUGUUACUUUUUAAUAUUUUUAAAAUGAUAGUCUCUUAAGGUCAGUGGUUCUAAAAUAAACAAUACAUUAAAAAAAGCUGGCGUUCGAAUAAUUUAAAUUUUCCAUAUUGUAUGCUUCAUAUCAACUCCGCUUACCGUCUAAACUUUGAUUAUCAUUAAUAAGUUAAAAAUAGUCUUUUGGAUGCAGGAAAAUAACACUUGUGUAGACUCGGUGUCACUCCAUUGCACGGUAGCACAGCUUAGAGACAACACAGCCCUACUGUUAAGGAAUUUAAAAACAAAACCAAAUAACACACCAUUAUUUCUAUGUAGGUUUGAGUCCUGCUAGCCGUAAUGCUGCCCCUGCUGUCGUUCAUCCGGCCAAAGAAGAAGAUCCACGAUGGCCGCUAUGUUGACGUCGAUGCCUGUCAGUGCAGGAAACGCCACACGAACAAAAUCUGCGCCGUCCCGACCAAAGAAGAGGCCACGGUCUGUAGGGUGGAGCAGACGGAGCAGCAGGGGGAGCAACGGGGUCAAGGCCAAGCGUGGGAAUCAUCCCCCAAAGCGACCCCCCGGCAGCCGACGAUUGAAGAAGAUAGAAAAGCGGAAGGCGGCAUGCCAAAGGAGGAUCUGCCACGGGAAGACCAAGGCAUUCGGGGGUGUGAAGUGCCAACUCCCCAAACACAGGGUCCCGCACCAACAGUAAACAAUGGAGCUGCUCAGAGUGGAGACGCCAAUACCAGCGCGCUGGGUUAUGAAGGUAGGAUGUAUAAAAUGACAAACGUAAUUUAUUAGUGGACCAAUUGUGGGAUACCCGCUCCUGACACUUGGGUGAUUCUCAACAACACAAAUAGUAAAUACAAAAUAAAUUUAAAAAAAAAACAGCUUGUCAAUCGUCAUUUCCAACAAGAAAAACUGUUUUUUUUUGGGUCUCUCUGAUAUCUUGCCGAAGAAACGGCUAGAGUGAAUAAAAGUAUGUGUGCGUGUGUGGGCGCGGGGGAGUGGGGUGUGGGGUUAGAGAGGAUCACGAUAACAAAAUUUCAUGCACGUUGAUACAUCAAGACAAAAAUAAAUGGAUCCAUUGAUUUCGCGUGUUCUUUAAAAUGAUGUAAAAAUACUUUUACUGUCCGGAUUUGACCAGCCCUUCCACUUUCACACUGUCAAAUGUCUUAAACGAAUCGUAGCUUUUUAUCUGUUUCUCCGCUCUUUUCAUUCUAUGACAUUGCAAAAAAUACGUUAUGAAAUGUAGAUAACAUGAGUUCUUUGGUACGUUGAAGAUUGUCAUGGAAGUAAAUAGCUCCCUACACAAUUCAUGCCACAGGUGGGUAACUGAAAAAAAAGGACAAACUUUGUGGUUUUUAAAACUAAUAUUUUUAUGUAAAAUCCCUACAUAAAAUACUUUCAGGACCCAACCCCUAUGCCCAGUACAUCCCACCGGGGUACCAACCACCGCCACCGCAAAACUACGGCAACCAGUCACCCAAUGUCUACGGCAAUCAGCCGCCCCCUGGCUACGGCGGCCAGCCGACACCCGGACAGCUCCACGGCGCCAACAGCAUGCAGCUGGGGUACAGCUACAACUCGCCGCCCCAGCAGGUGGUGGGCGGUUACGAGCCCCCGCCGGGGUACAGCAUACAAGAGGCCGUCACCAGCCCGUACCAGAACCCUCAGACCCACAUCAUCUACGUCUUCCAGCAUCCCAGCCCACACCAGCCUCAGUCGCAGAGACAGUCUCACGCCACGGAGUUGCCUAUACAAGAAGCAACCACAACAGUGGUGAGUAGUUGCCCAUGAAUA
Messenger RNA from Lymnaea stagnalis (great pond snail), 2400 nucleotides. The record is from the annotation of a GenBank genome assembly. NCBI's taxonomy places the organism in Eukaryota, Metazoa, Mollusca, Gastropoda, Lymnaeidae.